UCCUAGAAACCUCUUGGAGGAUAUUGCAGACAGACAUGAUCUACAGCACCCGGGUCUGCUCUAAAUUAAAGAAGGGAACAGGCCAGUGUAGCCAGAUAUUUCCCCCUCAGCUUGGUACGUUACAAAUAAUUCAUGGCAAUGGCACCACAGUUGGGACAGUGAUCACAUUCCAGUGUUCUGCUGAACACCAGCUUGAAGGACAGGGAGUCGUCACCUGCAUUUGGAAAGGAAACAGUGCUCAGUGGACAGCGGGAGUUCCCUCGUGCAAGCCCAUAUCGAAGUAUGAGACUUUUGGAUUUAAAGUAGCAGUGAUUGCCUCCAUUGUAAGCUGUGCCAUCAUCCUGCUGAUGUCUAUGGCUUUUCUAACUUGUUGUCUCAUCAAGUGUGUUAAGAAAAGUGAAAGGAGGAGAACUGAAAGGGAUAUGCAGCUGUGGUACCAGCUCAGAACUGAAGAACUGGAAAACAUGCAAGCUGCUUAUUUUGGUUUUAAAGGCAGAAAUAAUAACAAUAAUAAAAAGCUCAGGAAAAAAACAGUAUUUGAUGAUGGGGCUAACAUGGCAUAUGACAACCAAGGCUUCUGCAGAACUCCAAAUCCCUGUGGUGCUUUCGCAUUAGCUGCCUGGGUACAGUUUUACAUCGGUGAUUGCAGUGAAGAUUUUAUAGCCACAAAGAUGGAUGUAUCCGAAACUGCCAUAGGAGCGGUGUUGUGUCAGGACCAAGAGGGAGUCGAGCGACCGAUUGCCUUUGCUAGUAAAAAAUUAAAUACCACCGAAACAAGGCCUGGAGUGACCAAUAAAGUUGCGGAUUUUUUAUCAAGGUAUAAUGAAAAUGAGGUGGCAAUGACGGAUCCAUGCAAGACCACUACCAAAAUUAUUGAUGAUCAGAACCAAAAACCUGUUUUGCCCCAAGGCAACUUAAGCCGGGGGAUGUAUGGUAGGAAAGACUUACCCUGGCAGGGCGAGGAGCAGAGCCAGCGGGAUGCCAUGCCAGAAUAGAAGUGCAGAAAAGUGAAACCGCAGCAGAAGAUGCUGCGGUAAAAGAAAAAAAGGAAAAAAAAUGGCAGAGCUGGGAGGAGGCGGGAGUGGCUCCCGUGUCAGUGUGGGCAUGCUUUAUGGCAGCAUGCUAGGGCCGAUUUUCUGGCCAGCCCCCUGAGACCGAGAUAAAAGGCCCGGUGGAAGAACAGCUGGAGGAGCCAGAAGUGAGUUCCCCAACGCGCCGAGAGCAGCCGGUUACAGAACAGAGCCCCACGGGAGAGACAUGGUAGCUGCCCCAGGAAGGGGCUUUCCAAGAUAGGCAGAGCCAGAUAAGGCUCAGGGACUUACCUGAAGAAGCACCAUGGAUGUCAGACAUCUUCAUCAUUUGGACUGAAAACUUACAAUCUCUAAUUGAUUUCCAUCAGAAAUUCAGCAAGCAUCACCUCUCCAUCAUACUGUCUCUGGAAUACUCCAACACCAACCUUUCCUUUUUAGACAUGAUGGUCACUAUCCGGAAUGGUAAAAGACAGACAUCAGAUACAAGAAACCCACAGACCAACACACAUAUCUGAACAGAACCAGCAGUCACUCUAAACACACCAAGAAAUCUGUAAUGUACAGCCAGGCCUUCCAAUACCACCAAAUUUGCACUGAGGAGAACACCUGGGAUCGUAACCUCACAAAUCUCAAAAGGACCUUCACUCAAGAAGGACACUCCUCCAGAAAGAUAGAUUGCACUUUUGAAAGAGCCACCCAGAUACCAUGUGAAGAAUUGCUGCAGUACAGAAGAGAACCCCCCCCAUGAAUCUCACACCACUGGUUAUGACAUAUCAUCCCUCCCUGGAACCUAUACGGAAAAUCCUAAAAUAAUUGCAACCUAUACUAGAAGAUGACCCAAUUUUUAAAGCAAUCUUCCCAGAAGCACCCAUCCUAGCCUUCAAACAAGCACCAAACCUCACCAACCUCAUCACCAGAAGCAAACUUCCUACAGCCCAAAACACACCAAAUGGAUCCAGGCUAUGCCAUGACAAGAAAUGUAAAAUCUACC
Messenger RNA from Alligator sinensis (Chinese alligator), 2022 nucleotides. It is a transcript of the gene SUSD3, whose product is annotated as sushi domain containing 3. Lineage: Eukaryota; Metazoa; Chordata; Crocodylia; Alligatoridae. The record is from RefSeq and is a predicted model, not a curated record. Bases 36 to 995 code for a protein of 319 amino acids. The transcript has 7 exons. Gene Ontology annotation, cellular component: plasma membrane.